Messenger RNA from Heteronotia binoei (common prickly gecko), 4055 nucleotides. RefSeq names its product treacle ribosome biogenesis factor 1 (gene TCOF1). NCBI's taxonomy places the organism in Eukaryota, Metazoa, Chordata, Lepidosauria, Squamata, Gekkonidae. The transcript has 20 exons. Gene Ontology annotation, molecular function: protein binding. The record is from RefSeq and is a predicted model, not a curated record.
UCCCUUGCUCCCCGUUCCGAGCCCCCGGCCUGUUGUGGGCGUAGUGCGGGCUGACUAGAACAGUAUGAAGAGCGGGAUGGCAGCAGCAGGUGGCGAGCAGAAGGAGUUACUGGCGCUUGUGUACCAGCACUUGGUCCAGAUUGGCUAUCAAAAAGCUGCAAAGGAGCUGCUGCGGCAGAGCGGGCAGAAAAACUUCCCAUCUCCCUCAGUCCCUCUUGAGGAUAUCGUCACUCAGUGGAAGAAAACUUCCUUCCAAGCCCAGAAACAAAAAGGAGAUGACAUCAAGGCAGACACUCAAGCAAAAAUCAGAAUUCCUGACCCCAAGAGCAGCUCUGAGACCUCAGAAGAGGAGGAAGUGGCAAAUCCCAUGAAAACUGACCUUCCUGUGAAUAACAGCUCUACAGCUAAGGCAGAGAGUAGUAGUGAAGAUGAAGAUUCAUCCUCUGAAGAGGAAGAAGUUUCUGGAAACAUGACAAAGACAACUGUGACAGGAAACAAAACAACUAAUUUUCUGCAGCUUGCUGCUCAAAAAACGAAUUCUGACCCAGGUAAAGGGGUAGCUGUAGCUGCUGUCCAAGCACAAAAGAAGCCAAACAAAGCUGUUUCAAACAAGCUAUCUCCUUCAGUUGUGGCCAAAGCAGUGCAGAAUAAGGUUAUUUCUGGCAAACCAGAAGUUGCCUCACCAUCUCAGGUUCUCAAAGGACAGAGUUCAGCACCAGGAAGCAUGGCACAGAAGGCAGCAGCCACUGAAAGCAGUAACAGCUCGUCUGAGAGUGAGGAAGAAAAGACGUCAACAGCAGUAAAAACCCCAACUCUCAAACCAGUUUUAGCUUUAAAACAACCUGAGAGUAGCAGUGAGGACUCCAGUGAGGAUUCGGACUCUGAAGAAGAAGCAACAAAAGCAGCACCCAUUCAGGUAAAGCCAGCUGUACAAAGACCUCCAGUCAGUGCAACUCCAGUGAAAAGCUCUCCCGCCCUUGUCACACCUAAAGGGUCCACAGUAAAGGCACCUCAGACUCUCAAAGGACAGAGUACAGCAGCAGCAAGUGUUGCGCAGAAGUCAGCAGACUCUGAAAGCUGUAGCAGCUCAUAUGAGAGUGAGGAAGAAAAGACAUCAACAGCAGUAAAAGAAAAGACAACAACAGCAGUAAAAACCCCAGCUCCCAAGCCAGUUUUAGCUUUAAAAAAGCCUGAGAGCAACAGUGAGGACUCCAGCGAGGAUUCUGACUCUGAAGAAGAAGCAACAAAAGCAGCAACCGUUCAGAUAAAGCCAGCUGUGCAAAGUCCACCGGUCAGCGCAACGCCUGUGAAAAGCGCUCCUGCCACUCUUUCUAAAGGAUCUGCAGUAAAGGCAUCUCCAGCAAAGACAAAAGUGAGCCAAAUUAAAGCAGGAUUUGGAAAUGCAACUGAAAGCAAAAAGCCACCUCUCAGCUCAGAUGCUUCUGACUCCUCAGACAGCGAAAAUAAGGAAUCCUUCUAAGUAGCUGUCGCGAAAUCAUCUGGAAAAACACUUCAGGCCUCUGUGGCAUCACUGAAAAAUGUGCCGCCAAACCUGCUGUCAAGCAAGGCAGCUUCUACUCCAGCUCCUUCAAAGCAAACGCCAAAGCCCUCAGCACCAAGCUUGAUGAAACCUGCACUUCUGCCUCCUGCCAAAGUUGUUGAGAGUACAGAGAGCAGUGAGUCAUCAUCUGAGAGUGAGACUGAAGCUCCCCCAGUUCCAGUGAGCCAGAAGAGAUUUAAAACACCUCAGCCUCCCACUGGAGUCAAACAAAAUCAGGCCACUAAACCUGGCACCCCAGUGAAAGCUCCAUCAGGUGCUUUGAAAAGGAAGGCAACUGAGAGCGGGAGCAGCAGCUCAUCUGACAGCGAGGAUGAAACAGUCCCAGCUGCACAAAACCUGCCACCUCCAUCUGCAACCAAAUCAAAUGCUGCAGCUCAACUGACACAUGCCAAGAAACCCUGUCCUCCACCAGCAGCACUUAAGGUGGCCCAACAGAGUGAAGACAGUAGCCAGGAUUCAAGCGAUGAGUCUGAUUCAGAGGAAGACACAGUAUUUACUCAGAAAUCAACUCCGGUGACACAGAAACCCUUAAUAUCACCUGUAAAAGCUUUGGCUGCAAAGGCUCCAGGUGCUGCAACAAGCAAAGCAGGCAGUGUGCAGUCAGCAGGGAAAAGCACAGCAAAGCUAGGGAAUGUGACAACUGCCUCUCUUCAGAAGGCAUCAGAGACUUCAGAGACUGACAGUUCCUCAGAGAGCGAAGAAGAUGGGAAGCUGGAAAAACAGCAGGAAGUAUCCUCCAGUAAAGCAGCCACUUCUUCAGGGAAGGGUGCACUGGUCAACACUGCAACACCCAAUUCUGUUUCUAAUAAAAGCCAAGGAAAAAUCCCUACCACAACAAAGGGGAAAGUGGAGCUGAGCUCUUCCAAAAAGACCAAGCCAUCUCAGAGCCAGACUCUCCUUGCUAAGCCUGCUGGGAUUCUAAAACCCAAGGAGAAUUCAAGAAGUAGCAGCUCCUCAGAUAGUGAGGAGGAGGAGGAAGAGAAGGUGGUAGCAGCAGCAGUAACACCAGCAGCUUCCAAACAGAUUCCACAGGCUGGUAUAGCACAAAAACAAGGAACCUCAGAAGAGGCAGACAGCUCAUCUGAAGAGGCUAGUGAUGAAGAGCUGGAGCCUUCACAGUCUCUCUUAACAGGUUUUCCGGGUCUUCUCAAAACCCCAACAGUCACUGCUCAGAAGAGUGUUGCAACUAAGCCAACCAAACAGGGCUCUGGGAAAGCAGCAUCCACUACUGGCACUCCUGCAGUCAAUGCUCUUGCAAAGUCUUCAGAGAAAGUAGGCCCUGUUGAUAGCUCUUCAAGUGACAGCAGUGACUCUGAUUCAGAUGCCGAGGAAACACCCGCUGGGCCAAAGUCAGAGACUGGAGCCAUGCCGUGUUCUGCAGUGGAAGCUGUGGUGGCUAAGAUGAGCAAGGGUGCCACCAUGGGGAAAAUUGGAUUAGAGAGCAUUGCUUCUAAGGCCUCUCUGGCCAAGUCUCGGAAGGAUGGCAAAGCCAAAGGAAAUGCAGCUGUACAGUUGCCACUCCUCACCCCUCACUCUGAGAGUGUAGAUAAGGGUGUUAGCCAGGCCCUGGGUGACACACACGCCACCCCUGCUGUGGCAGUCAGCACUCCCCAAAAAGUAAAGCCAUCAAAUGCUGCUGGAGUCACAGAGAAGCAGAAGAAGAAACAGAAACUGGCAGCUGGAGAUACUGACCUUGAGGAACCAAAAAGAAAAAAGCAGAAAGGGCAGACUAGCUCAGAGGUGGUGAAGAAAAAGAAGAAAUCCAAGUCUUCAAUCAGCGCAAAGUCACUAAAGAAAAAAGAUGGCAAGGGGAAAAAAUCCAAGAAAAGGAAGAACAAAAUGCCUUCUUCUGUUACUUCUGAUGGGUCACUUCUGUUGAAGAAGAAGAAGAAGAAAAAGAAGAAAACUAGUGAUCUUGAAGGAGCAGAGUGAGCAAUCACUUGCCAUGAGAAGUGAAAUGAAUAUAUACUGGGAAAUUUUCAACAGAAAGGAGCAGUAUGCUUAUAUAUAUUUUUAAACUGAAAGAGGACAAAUGUCAAAGGUUGAAUUAAAUCCUAAUUUAUAACUAUUUUUAACUGUGACACUUAGAACUAGCAACGGCCCUAGAUGGGAGCUUGGGGAUACCCUGGUGACAUUGCUGAGGAGAGGGAUCAGAUGCUUGUAACUAAAGUGGGCUUUAGAGAACAAGAAGUCUGCUGUGAUGACAGAAUCUUCAAUGCAGUCAGUUUCUUUCUCACACUCUCUGCCUCCUCUGUUGCUUCUAUUCCAGUCCUUAAAGAGAUAUAUUUUUAAGAAUGUCAUUGGUCUUUGUGCUACUCACUUUCCAGUCAACAAAAGUAAUUUUAACUUUUAAGGAUGUUCUCUGUGCUCUAUAGUCUUCUUUUCUGGACUUGUGUGCAAAAUGUACAAAACUUUGUUGUCCCUAGGUUGGCUUUUGUUUUGUCUUUUUUUUUUAUAGAACACAAUAAAACAUUUUGAUUGGAAAAAAAGAAAA